Molecule: messenger RNA, 1483 nt
Organism: Pleuronectes platessa (European plaice)
Lineage: Eukaryota; Metazoa; Chordata; Actinopteri; Pleuronectiformes; Pleuronectidae
Gene: htr2aa
Product: 5-hydroxytryptamine (serotonin) receptor 2A, genome duplicate a
Biological process (GO): G protein-coupled receptor signaling pathway, coupled to cyclic nucleotide second messenger; chemical synaptic transmission
Cellular component (GO): dendrite; plasma membrane
Molecular function (GO): G protein-coupled serotonin receptor activity; neurotransmitter receptor activity
Source: RefSeq, a predicted model, not a curated record
AUGACCCUUCGUGGUGGGAACGUGUCGGGGUUGAUCUCUUACACCGUCGGAGCCGUGACCACGUUCGAUUCCGAGCCGUGGCCUGCACGUGUCCUGGACGACUCCCUGCAGAUCAACAACCUGACAAACCCGGGCUGUCGUGGAAAUGAUGUGGUCUACAGCGGCAUGGACGCCCGGCUGGGGAACUGGUCUGCACUGAGCCCCGGAGGAGCCGUCCACCAGGAGGGCGACAGGCUCUACGGGUCCCAGUGCCCCCCCCGAGCGAUGGGGGGGGAGAAGAACUGGGCGGCGCUGCUGAUCUUGCUGGUCAUCGCCCUCACAGUCAUGGGGAACAUCCUGGUGAUCCUGGCCGUGUCCCUGGAGAAGAAGCUGCAGAACGCCACCAACUACUUCCUGAUGUCACUGGCGGCCGCCGACAUGCUGCUGGGCGUGCUGGUCAUGCCGGUUUCCAUGGUGACCAUCCUGUACGUCUCCUUCCUCUCUGCAGGGAUCUCGAUGCCGAUUCCUGUGCUGGGACUCAGAGACCACUCCAAGGUGUUCAAAGAUGGCAGCUGCUUUCUGACAGAUAACCACUUUGUGCUGGUGGGCUCCUUCGUGGCGUUCUUCGUGCCCCUCACCAUCAUGGUGGUCACCUACUUCCUGACCAUCAACGCCCUGCAGAACGAAGCCACCCUCUGUCUGGACCAGCUGGUGCCGCGGCCCAAAUGGAGCACCACGUUCACUCUGAGCUUUCUGCCACAAACCUCCCUGUCUUCUGAACGGCUCUUCAGACGCUCGCUGAGCCGCGAGGCCGGCGGCAGGGGGAGCGGCGGCGGCCUGGGGGGCGGCGGCCUGGGGGGCGGCGGCCUGGGGGGCGAGCGGGGGAGUGUCUCGGGCUCGCUGCUCGGACGCCGCACCAUGCAGUCCAUCAGCAACGAGCAGAAGGCGUCCAAGGUCCUGGGGGUGGUGUUCUUCCUCUUUGUGGUCAUGUGGUGUCCGUUCUUCAUCACCAAUGUGCUGGUGGUGGUGUGCGACCCGGAGGCCUGUGACCCGGGACUCAUGGGAGGUCUGCUGAACGUCUUCGUGUGGGUCGGGUACUUGUCCUCCGCCGUCAACCCGCUGGUCUACACCUUGUUCAACAAGACGUAUCGUGCAGCUUUCCUGCGCUACGUCCGCUGCCAGUACCAGCCGCUCAAAAAGCCUCUGCAGCUCAUGCUGGUGAACACCAUCCCACCACUGGCCUUCAGCUCCUCCCACCUGCCACUGGGCGACAUCGCCAAGUUACGAAAUGGAGCUGCGCUCUCUAGUGGUGGCGGGAGGGACUUCUCUUUACCCGGCCAGGAGAUAUUGUGUAAGUCGGACAAAAGGCAAAAAGACGGGGAUGAAAGCUGCGUGUGACAGUGAACCUCUGAGCUGAUCCUGGAUCAGAACAUUCAACCUCUGUGGUCACUUCUUUCUUCUGAGAGCAAAGACUUUGUAUUAAAGACAAAGUUCCACAGACAAA